AUGGCAUCUUCGAGCUCGCAAAGUACCUCAAACUACGCUGGUAUAACCCCUCAAAAGUCUCAAGUGGUAAAGGAGCAUUCCCAGAAAGCGGCUGCUAUCGCAAAGGAACAGAUCACUUCCGCUGCCGUCAUAGCCAGAGAAGCUGCCUACAGCGGCGCGUAUAUCUGGCCCAUCCAGGGUCAAUAUCACUUUUUGACGCAUCCAACGCUUCUCAAGCCGGUCCUUCCAGCCAUUCUGAGCGCAACAUUAUUCACCAUUUGCGUAACCAUUGCACUUUUCGUCUUUACAUAUCUUCCCACCGUCGCCGUCUUGGCGUUUGUCUCCGGCCCUCUUGCCUUUUUUACGGCCAUACCCGUCAUCUUGGGAGAAGGCGCCGCCAUUGGUAUCUUUGUAGCAAAAGCAUUCUGGCUUGGAUCCGCUCUGGAAAGUCUGUUCGACGAAGUUCUCCUUCGUCAAGGUCUCACCAAACUCGUAUCGCGGGGUCGCGAACUACAAUCUGACGGUCAACACGGCAAACGUCUUGGAAAGGUCUUGACAAAGCCACUCGACCGCUUCUCAAAGGAGAACAUUAUACGCUGGUUGAUCAGUCUCCCACUAAACGCAAUCCCAGUGGUCGGUCCGGCGGCAUUUUUCUUAUACAACGGCGCCAAGUCUGGACCGUCCUACCACGCGCGUUACUUCCAACUCAAGUCGACUGCCUCUAAGCACACUCCUGCUCAUCAAGAUGGCGUCGCGUCGGAGGGUGGCGUGUCUGUUUUCAACAAGGACGCGUUUGUUCAACAACAUCGAGGCUCAUACUCGGCCUUUGGCGCAACUGCCAUGGCUCUCAACGUCCUUAUCCCGGGUGGUGCCAUCUUUUGCAUCUUUGGUAACCAAGUUGGUGCCGCUCUGUGGGCGGCGGAGCUGGAGAAGCGGGGUGGAUCAGAGAAGAAGAGCGAGUAA
Messenger RNA from Serendipita indica DSM 11827, 942 nucleotides. NCBI's taxonomy places the organism in Eukaryota, Fungi, Basidiomycota, Agaricomycetes, Sebacinales, Serendipitaceae. The record is from the annotation of a GenBank genome assembly.